GCUCUUGAAAAGGUGGAAAGUGAAAGUAAAGUUGUCAGUAGGAGAAUGGGAGUGACCCUGGAGCGCAGCAGCAGCAGACGAACGACGCAGACACCACAGCAAGCGUGACUCUGGAUGGUGUCAGCAUGACAUCAUGGACAUACAUGACCCACAUAUUUGUCUUGGUGUUCCUGAACGCAAUUGGUCUGUCGAAGGAGGCGUGUGACGACCACCUGGACAUGGAGUUCUGGGCAAAUGAAAAAAAUGGGACAAAUCUGAAUGACACCUUCUCCCUCGUGACAACUAAAGAUCCCAAGGACACAGUGAAUUGUAGUUUAGAGGUCGAGUGCCUGGAGAAAGGAGACGGGAUUGGGUGUUACCUGCUAAAGCUAUGCCUUUUUAAACUACACCCAAAUAAGAGAAGGCCAGAGUGCGAAGGGAAAAGUACUAAAGUCCAUAUCUAUCACUUCAUGUGCUUCAUGGCGAAAGCUUUCGACCACCCUCUUGAAGGCUGCGAAUACAACACCGUGUGCAAGAUAUUUGCAGAAACAGCGUCUACUCAAUCUGAAACUCUUAGACUCCGAAAAAAUCUAAAAGAGACACAGAAAGAAACAGAUAAGCUGAAGAUGUUGUUAGGGCUGUCUCUGGUCUUGCACGUGAUCGUGCCACUGGCUGGUUACCUCUACAUGCGCCACCAGUGGAUGCGGGACAGGAUGCGGGACAGGAUGCACUCGAGUUUAAUCCACAUGUGCAAUGGGAACUUAACAGCUGACCCUCCAAAGAAAGAGCCAGACGCACCGCCGGCAUCUCUAGACAAGGAUGCGGAGAACACACAUUUAAUCAAGAUGGACAAACAUUCGGACGAUGCAAUUCUGAAUUGCGACAGCGGUGAAGACCAUACGCAGCUUUAAGGGCCCCGCUCACGACGUCGCCUCUGCUUGCCCUUGAAUGUAAACGUCUGUGUGCAUGUAAGAAAGUAUCUGGAUCCCAGGUGGAUCAGCUCAACACUGUAUUGGGACUGUUGUAAUGGGACAGUAUAGAGACAAGUUGACUGAGCUACUCUUGUGGACCAACUUCUGCAGGAUUUGAAUGAACCACAGCAAAUUUGCCAGAGCUUUUUGGAUCGCAGCGACACUUGUAAAGUAUGCCGGCUGUUAAGCCUGACACCGAUGUUGUUAUGUUUUUUUUUUCUUCCUAUGCAUGGAAAAAAAUGUAUGAUGUGAUACACACUGCCAACACUGGCUUUACCAACCAGGACAUGUAAGACCUGACUGACUGGCCCUUCUGGGAGUCUUUAAAAGUGCGUGCAGCUUCUGUGUUACACUAGUUCACUAUACUGAGUAUGAAUCCAUAAAAAUCCAAACCAAAAAAACAGUACAGCAUCAAUGUCUCAGUUUAUAACGUCUGUUUACGUCAAUCAAGUCCAACUAUCCAAAGUGCUCAAGGCUUUUUUUUUUUUUUUUAAUUAUCGUCACUUUUAACUCUCCACUCAUCAGUCCUCUACUCAGUUAGCCAUUUGCAGCUGACCGUCAGACAGAGCAGCACAGGAAGUUCUCUGGGCAGUGGACCAAAAACAAGAAAAAGCACUGCUGUUUUUUGGUAGCUCAGUUAUUUGUUUUUUUAUAUUGUGUGCAUAAAGUUUGAUUGUGAUGAAUUUUUGAAAUGCAUCUUUAGUCGAGCUGCCCAGAGAUUUUAUAUUUCUUUGCUGUAUUAGAAGAUCUGUGAGCCUUAGGGAGUUAGCGAGCUUGAUAUGCUGAACCAUAUCUAGUACUAAAAUGUGAUAACAAUACAAACUGAUUCACAGUAUUUUAACCAAUUUUUCAUAAACUGUGAAAACAAUCUGUAGUUGAUGUGAAACAGUUAUUCUGGAUAGGUGAAUAGAAGUCCUACACUCUUUGUGUUCAAUAUUGUAUUUUAUAUAUAUAUACAGUGUAUAUAUAUAUAUACACAUACACAAUACUAACAACAUGAAAUAGGAUUUCAUAAUCUCAGCAGCAUUUUAUUAUAACACCCUAUCUCAUCAUAUUUAAAAUAAUGUUGGAGUUACAGGAGUUACUCCUUGUCUGGUGCGUUUUCAAUUAUUUUACUAUAGUGUUUGCACUUCAUGUUCCACCAUUUAGCAACUGGGGUGCUUUUUGUUGUGUAUAUAUAUAUAUGUAUAGAUAUACAUAUCUAUGUAUAGAUAGAUAUGUAUUUCACAUUUAUGUUUUUUCUUAUCAGCCAGAAGAGGAACGUGAUGGUAUGUCUGUGCAUGUGUGUGUGUGUGUGUGUGUAGAGGUUAGGGUUAAUGAAUGCAUUGAAAGCUGAGGAGACAGCGCUGAUAGCAAUAAUCUCAUUGCUUGAGAUAAAUCAGUGGCUGGAGCCUUUAGGUUACUACAAAUUACAAUUACUAAAUUAAAACAACCAAAGUGAAAAUUGGCCAUUUCGCUAGCUUCCAAUCUGAUCCUCCAUCCAUGAAACCAGUCCUGUAAGUGCGUAUAGGCUUGCGUAAAGGUCAAUAUGUUUGUCUACUGAUUCAUGGUUAACUUUGAGAAAGGAAGACUUUUGAGUAUUUAUCAUUUUGGCAGCAUAUUUUGUGAAACAUGUUGUGAAUAUUAAACAGAACAUUUAAGUUAUGUCUGAUCUAUGUAUUAUUUAACUCCUCUGGUAUUUUUUGCAAUGUAUGCAUUUUGUCAAAAUGUGAAGAAAUUGAACCUUACUAACAGUUUGAUUGUUAAGUGAUUAAAGCUUCUUUCAGUCUAUCCCGAUAGCAUACACUUUGCUUUGUAGAAAAAUGAGACACUCCAGGUAAACGCCUGUGUAGCUUCCAGUGCCUCGGGCCCAUUCAGUGAACCAGGGUCACUGCCAUUGUUCUCUGAUGGAGUGUCUUGUCUGAUGCUACCACUGCGGGGCACCAACGUCAGAAAUGUUGAAAUUAUGCAUAUAGCAGCUUUAAAAUAUGCAUAAAGCAUGACAUUGCUUAACAAAUAAAGUCAUUCCAAAUUGA
This is a messenger RNA of Anarrhichthys ocellatus (wolf-eel), 2965 nucleotides long. RefSeq lists its product as uncharacterized. Lineage: Eukaryota; Metazoa; Chordata; Actinopteri; Perciformes; Anarhichadidae. The transcript is spliced from 13 exons. Bases 126 to 890 code for a protein of 254 amino acids. The record is from RefSeq and is a predicted model, not a curated record.